AUGCAUUAUUCAAAAAUGGCAUCGUCAAUGCAUUUCAUAUUAAUCAUAUUAUUAAAUUUAGGAUUAACACUACAGCAAGAAAAUCAAAACUACUUGAAUUACCAUCAGCCACAAGGUCGUUUCUUGUCAUCAUUCCCACAAAAUUCUCGAAAUGGAUUUUUUCCUUCUGUGCCACAGCGAUCGGCUGCAUCACAGCAGCAACAAGGUCAACAGCAGCAAUCUGGAAAUUACCAACAACAUGAUUUGUAUUUAGAUGGACCAUCAACGCCGUCAUUCUUUCCAUUCCAAACAUUUGCUACAACUCGAGCACCAAAUCCUUUUGAAAUAUCACCACGACCAUUCGUAACUCCAUCGCCAUUGCCAAAUAGAGGACAAUUUUCCAAUUUCGGUCAAACAAGUGGUCGACAAAAUGGAGGAUAUCAAUUUGAGUCUAAUCCUUAUAACUUUGCACCAUCUGCACCUCCUGCACAGCAACAGCCACAACGAUUAAGUCCAUAUUUAGAUUCGACAGGCUACGAUGAGUCACAAAUUGACGAGUACGAUGAGAGUCAAACAUAUAUAAAAGCACCAAAAUCUCGCGGAGGAUCGACAUUCCAAAGAACCUCAGAUGAGAACAGAAGCAUCGAACGAGUUCCUAGUCAUUCCACAAGCAUUAAAACGAAUAAGGAUAGAUUUCUAGAGAAUUUAAGGCAACGACCAAUUACAACAACUGUUGAGCCCACAUCAAUAAUUACAACGACACCAAGAGCUAAGAUAUCGAGAGAAGAGCUGGCAAAAAAAUCACGAUAUACGCCAAUUACAAGAAGCACGACAUCGAAACGACCUCAACCUAAACAAACUGAAUCAGAUGCUGAAUACAAUGAUCAAAAGUAUGCAUUCACGAAAAACAAUAAAGUAAAAUCAACAUUGAAUGUGAGACCGCUUGGAUAUCAUGUUAACAUAACACAUAAUGGUGAAGAGAAAAAUCCAAAUCCAUUGUCUGUCAAGGCAUUAAAUGCUGCUAGUGAUAAUACACGGGAACAAUUCGAUGAAAAUUCAGGUGAAGAUGAUGAUGUUGAGUAUAUUGAUUAUGAAGAAGAUGAUGAUGAUUAUGGGGUAAUUUUGAAUGAAAAUGAUCGUGCGAAAAAGGAGAAAAGCUAUAUACCAACAACAAUCAUUCCAACAACGAAAAUACCAAUUACUACAACAACUUCACCUAUUCCAACAACAAAUAAGCCGGAAGAUCACACGAAAAUUAUUUUUGAUAACUUCAUUUUACCAAAAAAUCAAGAUAUAGGUGAACAGAAUGAUGAUGAUGAGGAAGUAGAGUAUGAGUAUGAAUAUGAGGAUGAAACUGAUGCGCCGGAAGUAAAAACAACUGACAAACCAACAACGACUAAGCCAGAAAGUGAAGAAAUUGUGGAAAUAACAACAUUUAGAGAUCCAAACCGAAUUUUAAGUGAAGCAGUCGUGUCUGUUGUGACUUCCAAAACUGUCGUAAAUGGAACGUUUUCGAGAUCAUCUGAAGAGUUAAAUGUUCAGCAAUUUGCAGAGGAAACGACAACGGAAGCAGAAAAUUAUCCACCAACUAGACCAUCACCCACUAAAUCCACAACAGAUAGCAAUUAUGUUGUUAUUGCAUCAGUUCAGACUAGUAGAAGUGUCUCUGGUGCUCAUUUCUUGCCAUUCCCUCAUGUAGAACAGAAAGAAGUGAUUCAAAGUCGAUCAGAACUGACAAAUAAGAAGGCACUAAAUGGUGUUGAAAGUGCUACUGAUAUUCCAGAAGUCAAAACAACUCAAAUUUCCGAGACUGAAAAUGUAUCAGCAGAAGUACAAGACGAAGAAGAUUACCAUAGCUCAGAGGUUACAACCACUGCCUCAUAUUCACUUGAGGAAGCACCAACGACAGUUCCAACAACAGUAAGAAACAUUCCAUUGCCUUCAACUGAAAGCAUUAUUGAUAAAUUGGAUGGAAUACAGUCAGACUUAUCACUUGGUGUCUUGAGCGGUGAAUUUCCAGUUCUUAAAGAUAAUUCAUCAAAAAAGACUAAACCUGUAAGUUCAGUACAGCCAUCAAGUUCUACAGAAGCAACUCCAUCAGAAGAAGAAGUGGAGGUACCAAAAGAAAUUGAAGCUCCAACAACUGUAAAACCAUUAGUGCUAAUUAGAAAAUUCAGUCCAAAAGCUCAAAGUACAACGAGAAAACCAAUAACCACGACUAGCAUAAAAGUCACAAUUAAAUCCACAACACCACAUCCAACGACAACCAGCACAACGACAGAGGAACCAAUUACAACGACACAAAAUAACUCAGUCCUGGAAUCUAGCCAGCGUUCUAACAAGAAGAUUUCAUUUGAAGACGCUCCAAAUGAGGAUUUAGCUGGCUUACUUCCUCCAGGAUAUAAACUCAGGCCAUCAUUUAAGAAUAAGAAAUUCAGCACAACAACCUCACAGCCAGAAACAACAAAAGAAGAAUUAGCUGCUGGAAAGUCACGAAAUGCCACAAUCAGCCGGUCAUUUAAAUCACAACCAAGCCCUCAGGAUCUUAAUUCAAAACUUAAGAGUAAAGACAAGUUCAAUUUGCCAAAAUCUGAAAAUGACACGACCAAGAAAUUCAACAAAUUAUUCGAAUCAUCCGAUGCUGAACUUGACAUCAGCAAGUUCUUGCCACCAGAUUUUAAAGACAAAGCAAAGAAUGAAAGUGUUGCAGUCAUUCCAAUUGUAACUGAUGAACUGAGCAAGUUCCUUCCACCAGGAUUUAAAUUAGAUCCAACAACAACAUCAACAGAGACUCCAAAAAUUAAAGUCAUUGAGGAUGACUUAAACAAGUUUUUACCGCCAGGCUAUAAACCUCCAACAGAAGAAAAAGAAAAAGAAGAUGUUAAGGAUGACAUUUCAAGUAUAUUGAAUAAGAUUAAAUUUACAGAAGUUGCUAUUCCUUUACCACCUGGAUUCUCAGAAAAUGGUCCAUCAUCAACAACAGAGGAGCCAGUUGAAGAAUCGUCAUCAACCACAAAAUCUGGUAAAUUAGUAUUCCCAACACGAGCAUACAAGAAACCUGCUAGAGUAACUACCCCAAAAUCAAAUAUGGGAGAAGGUCCAAAACCACCAGAGAUUGAAAUCAGAAAAGGACCUCCAACACGUGCCACAACAUUAUUUACUGGAUGGCCAUCAAAACCAACAACUCCAUUUUCAUUAGAAAAAUUCUUAGAGAUUCAGAAGAAUGCCAUGCAAAUCGAUAUUUCUGAAAUCCUAGCCAGAUCAACAACUGAACAAUUUACAACUCCUUUUUUCACUACAACAACGACAACAACAACCAGUACAACUACAACAACGACACCCCGUCCACGAGAAGCUACAGUUUGUAAAACAGAUUGCAGCUUAGCUGCAACAAUUCGAAUUAUUGAUGGAAUUGAAUGGUCGCCAGAACUUCUAACACAUCAUACAGAAGAAUACAAAAACCUAGCAACUGAGCUCGAGUCUGACUUGAAUGAAGUCUAUACUAAAUCAGAGAUGCUCAGCAAAUGGUACAAAAGCAUUCGAAUUGACGCAUUUAGUAAAGGAAGUGUGCUUGUCGACUAUUUUAUUGAAUUGAAAGACAUUCCAAAUGAGAUGAACACGACGGAAAUUAAGAAAUUGUUCCAUGAUGCACUUGAACCAGCUACAGUGGAAAAGAAAGCACCAAGCGAAGACGAAAAUGAAGCAUAUCCACAACCAAUUGUAAAGGAAGCAUAUAAAUUGGGAAAUUUUGUUGUUGAUCCAAUUUCAACUGACUUUAUUGUCAUACAGAAAGUAGCUACAAUAAAUUCAGACGAGGAAGAUGAAGACGUCUUAUUACCUCAAUGGGCCAUUGCAAUGAUAACCAUUGGCCUGCUGUCACUUGUCUGUAGUGUUCUCUUUGGAGUUGCUGUUCUCAUUAACAGAAAGAAAGCAGCUAAGAAGAAGGGACCAACUCCGCUCACAGCUGAUAUGCUUAAUGAACUUAAUAAGAAUCAUAUGGGAGGCUUUGAUAAUUAUGGUGCAGAAGAUGCCUACAAUCUCGAGGAUACUUGGGACGAAAGAAGAUCUGAUGUCAAGCCUAAACGCAUGCAACCCGCCAAAGGAAGCAAUCCAAAUAUCUACGAUAGUUGGAGAUCGCAGCACAUUCAGCGAUAUCAAGCUGACGAGUUCUAUUACGAUUCCCAUGAUCCAUACAAUGAGUUCAAACCAAAGCAGCAUCAAGCACAACAACAACAGCAGCAACAGAAUCAUCAUCCAUACAGUAGUAGUGGCACGAACCGUUUCAUGGAGCCAAAUUGGAAUGAAGGCUGGAAUGAGAAUCCAUACCAUCCAGGCAGUAGUCAUAAUUUUAAUACUAGUAAUACCAGGAGAUAUAGAGAUUAUGAUCAACAUUUUUAGACUAG
This is a messenger RNA of Chironomus riparius, 4382 nucleotides long. The record is from the annotation of a GenBank genome assembly. Lineage: Eukaryota; Metazoa; Arthropoda; Insecta; Diptera; Chironomidae.